AUGUCCCGCAUCGUCACCGAGAUAGUUACUAUCCCAUUUACCCCUGAAGCAAGAAUCGACGAGGUCGUCCCAAAGACAAUUCCCGUAAUCUCCGCGCAAGAGGGAUGUCGCCGUCUAAAAUGGGGUCGAUGGGAGGAAGACCCGAAUAAAGUUCAGAUGAUGAUUAACUGGGACGACAUCUCUUUCCACCAGAAAUUCAUCGAGAGCGCCGAAUACCCCAAGCUCCUGGGCCUGCUAGAGGGACUUCUCUCUGGCCCGCCAUCAAUCAUCCACGUGCAUUUCGACGAGGAGGCUAUUAACAAAAUCACCGAUGAUCCAAUCGUUGAACUUGCGACAUUUUAUGCCGUCGGUGAGGGCUUUGUAGAUGCUGUAGAUCGGACGUUGGCUGUUGGGAGUGAGUCAGAGGGGUGCCUUCGGUAUACGAGGGGUGAUGUAGUGGAGGAGAUCGCGGUUAGUGAAGGGGAGGCGAAAGAGAAGGGGCACUAUGCGGCCAUCUCGUGGACUUCGCUGCAGGCGCGGUUGCAUGCGACUAAGAGGGAUGAGGUUAAGGAGAGUGGGUUGGGGGUGGUUAGCAAGAUUGGAGGGUACGAAGUACAUCAUGUGAAGUUCCAGUGA
Messenger RNA from Aspergillus mulundensis, 615 nucleotides. RefSeq lists its product as uncharacterized. NCBI's taxonomy places the organism in Eukaryota, Fungi, Ascomycota, Eurotiomycetes, Eurotiales, Aspergillaceae. The transcript is spliced from 2 exons. The record is from RefSeq and is a predicted model, not a curated record. The coding region runs from base 1 to 615 and encodes 204 amino acids.